UUGAAACCGAAGCUGAAACUGCAACUACUCUUCUCCGAGCAUGGCGUCGUCCACGCUGGGCACUUUCUCCGUUGCGCUCCUUUCUUCAACUUACCCUUCUUCUUCAUCAAACCAUUCCUUUCAAUCUCUGUCCCUCACAUCAGGCCGCAAGUUGUACGGAGGAAUAGGAAUCUGUCGUAUCAAGGGAACCUCUCAAUUUUCUGUUGCCAGCGUUGCCACUGAAGUCAACUCUGUUCAACAGGCUCAGAAGAUUGCUGCUAAAGAAAGCCAGAGGCCAGUGUAUCCAUUUCCUGCAAUAGUUGGACAGGAUGAGAUGAAGCUUUGCCUUCUCCUUAAUGUGAUUGAUCCCAAGAUUGGAGGUGUCAUGAUCAUGGGGGAUAGAGGCACUGGUAAAUCCACAACUGUCAGGUCAUUGGUAGAUUUGCUUCCUGAAAUCAUGGUUGUUGCCGGCGACCCUUAUAACUCAGACCCAGAGGAUCCAGAGUUCAUGGGCAUUGAAGUCCGAGAGCGAGUCCUGAAAGGAGAGAGCCUUCAGGUUGUCUUAAGCAAGAUUAACAUGGUUGAUUUGCCAUUGGGAGCUACAGAAGAUAGAGUCUGUGGAACAAUUGACAUUGAGAAAGCCUUAACUGAGGGUGUUAAGGCCUUUGAACCUGGGUUACUAGCUAAAGCUAAUAGGGGAAUCCUAUAUGUGGAUGAGGUUAAUCUUCUGGAUGAUCACUUGGUGGAUGUCUUGUUGGAUUCUGCUGCUUCUGGUUGGAACACGGUGGAGAGAGAAGGUAUCUCAAUCUCACAUCCUGCUCGCUUUAUCCUAAUUGGCUCGGGCAACCCUGAAGAAGGGGAGCUCCGGCCGCAACUGCUGGAUAGGUUUGGAAUGCAUGCUCAGGUGGGGACUGUUAGGGAUGCUGAGCUUAGAGUGAAGAUUGUUGAGGAGAGAGCUCGAUUCGACAAAAACCCAAAGGAGUUCCGGGACUCUUACAAAGCCGAGCAGGAGAAGCUCCAGACACAAAUUUCCUCAGCAAGGAGUUCGCUUUCGUCUGUUCAAAUAGACCAAGACCUCAAGGUGAAAAUCUCAAAGGUUUGUGCAGAGUUGAAUGUGGAUGGUUUGAGAGGAGACAUAGUCACAAAUAGAGCUGCAAAAGCUCUGGCUGCUCUGAAGGGAAGAGACAAGGUGAUUGCAGAGGAUAUUGCUACUGUGAUCCCUAACUGCUUGAGACAUCGUCUUAGAAAGGAUCCAUUAGAGUCAAUAGACUCGGGUGUUCUUGUCAUUGAGAAAUUUUAUGAGGUAUUUAGCUGAGGGUGAGGGUCUAUUUGCUAUGGUAUCUGAUGAGCAUAUUACUACAUUAUUCUGAAGUUUUCCCUUAUUAUUUAUUUGGGGAUUUUUCAUUGUUCUAAACAUUUGCAAGAUUCAGAAACUCCAUGUAAACAGGAAAUUUUAUAUUCAUCUGUGUCUGUAACUUGCUAGAGGUAUUCUGCUAAGUUUAUGUACCAUAGUGAGGGAAAUAUGAUUGGCGAAGUUUUAAGCUUUUCAGAGGACUCGACAAGAGUUGAACUUUAGUGCUUGUUAGCAUAUGGGGGUAUUCACUCUAACCUUUUCUGCCGAGUUAUCUACUUAUUCUAUUGAAUUUGGUUACAUAGUUUUCUUCA
Messenger RNA from Arachis stenosperma, 1644 nucleotides. Its product is annotated as magnesium-chelatase subunit ChlI, chloroplastic-like. The coding region runs from base 41 to 1294 and encodes 417 amino acids. Gene Ontology annotation, biological process: chlorophyll biosynthetic process. Lineage: Eukaryota; Viridiplantae; Streptophyta; Magnoliopsida; Fabales; Fabaceae. Gene Ontology annotation, cellular component: chloroplast stroma. The transcript is spliced from 2 exons. The record is from RefSeq and is a predicted model, not a curated record. Gene Ontology annotation, molecular function: ATP hydrolysis activity; ATP binding; magnesium chelatase activity.